This is a messenger RNA of Fomitopsis serialis, 2676 nucleotides long. RefSeq lists its product as uncharacterized. Bases 324 to 2216 code for a protein of 630 amino acids. Gene Ontology annotation, biological process: fungal-type cell wall biogenesis; transmembrane transport. The transcript has 14 exons. The record is from RefSeq and is a predicted model, not a curated record. Lineage: Eukaryota; Fungi; Basidiomycota; Agaricomycetes; Polyporales; Fomitopsidaceae.
GAACGAGUUAAUUCGGGUGUGCCGGUGGGCGCCUGGGCGGUCGGAGGCCGGAUGCAGAUAUAACAGAGGCGGAUUGACGACGGCGGGAGAGACAGGCACAUCUCUCUCCCCUGGUGUCCGUGGUGCUGCAGCUGCCCGUCGGUCCAUGGCCAGCAUAUGAACCAUCCCCCUCUUGCUCGUCGUCAAUUUUCGAGCUCUCUCUCGUGCCCGUAACGACCCCAGCCAACUCGACGACCUUGUGUCCGACGCGCGGCAACAACAAUAGACGGUUAGAACAUAAAGAGUAGUCCGACCCCGUGUCGAGUUCACUGUCUUUGCCCCUCAUGUUCUUCCCUGUCGCCCGGCUGCGACUCACCCUCGUGUCCGCUCUCCUCCUUUUCUCUUCCUUUCCCGCGCACACGAAAGAACCCUCUGUGAUCACAUCUUCUGUGUCCUACUGUUCAGACCCUCAGGAGAUCCUGGUAGAGCAGUUCGACAUCGCGUACUUCCCCACCAACAACUCCAUCUCCUUCAAUGUCUCCGCUGCCAGCGUGCUCGCCGACCUCAAUGUCACGGCCCAGCUCUACCUCAACCCUUUCAACGGCAUCCUCUGUCCCCUCCCCCAAUACAACUUUACUGGCUGGGAUAACCUCCAGCUCCCAUCCUCCGUUGUCGGCUCCAUAACCUCCCACCUCCCUGGCAUCGCCUACGUCAUGCCCGACCUCGAGGCCUUCGCCCAACUCACGCUCUUCCAGGAGAACACAAACCAGGUCGUCGCCUGCCUGCAGACCACCGUCUCCAACGGCUGGUCGGCACGGCAGUACGCAGUGGAGUGGUCCACCGCAGCCCUCACGCUGCUCGCACUCGCGUCCGCCAUAUGGAAGUCCAUCACGUCUGACGCCCUCUCACUCGCGCCCAUGCGCCUGCUCGACUUCGUCGCCCUUCUACAGACCAUCGCGCGUCCGAGCGGGACGUCGGGCAUGCAAAACUCGAUCACACGCAUGCGGAGGCUCACAGGCGGCGACAGCUCGGACGCCAGCAGCGGAGACAGCACGGCAUAUGUCAACCGACAGCUGAGCCCGUACAAUAUCGUAUCCUCGAUGCCGACGCUGGACCUGCGUAACGCGACAGCACGCUCACUGAUCAAAGUUGGCAACGCGGCGCUCAAUACAACGUCUCGACUGCUGAAGAAGGCGCAGGCGGACGUCGCUGUCGUCACCAACGAUCAGAGCUCCGAUGUCCUUCAGGCAGGCGUGCCCAUCUACCGCGAACGCUUCAUGACCGUGUUCCUCACUGCCCUGAUCUACACCGCGGCCGCAUGGGGCCUCCGCUCGGUGCUCGUCGCGGUCUUCCCGCUCCUGAUCUUUGUCUUCUUCCAGUGGACGCUGCACGACUCCUGGCUGUCCAUCCUACUCUCCGUCAUCACGCUCGUGAUCCUCAUGGGUCUCGAAGCAUCUGUCCCGGCCUCCUUGUCGCUCGCGCCGCUUGCUGCCCCAUUCCGUCAAGAGCGGUGUUGCAUGGUGAUCGCGUUCGGCCACAGCGACGGCCUGGGUCAGGCGAUCGUCUUCCUCAUCGUCGACGUGCUGUUCUUCCUCUCGCUGGGUUACCUCGCCAUCGUGCGCAUGGUCUGCUCCGGCCUGCUCCUCGCGUUCGUGCAGACCGUCAGCCUCGCCCCGAUCCCGCGCGUCGUCAUCGGCGUCAUCACCGCGGUCAUCUUCGCGGUCGCGGUGAUCGUGAUGUUCAUCAACAUGCUCGACGUCGUGUGCUGCGGGCACCGCCGGCGCAAGGGCGACCGCGCGCUCGCGACUGCGGACGGGCCGUCCGCGCAGACGCCCGGGUCGUCGCAGUACUACUUCGUCGACCGCCCGGGGAACCCGACGCCCCCUGAGACGCGCACCAACUCGCACGCGCACACACAUCUCGACACGCCCGACUCGGGCUCGCCGAUGAGCACCAGCGUGGGGAGCGAGCGCCCGAGCGUCCUGACGAACAGCACGGGCACGACCCUCGGCGACCUCCUCCCGAGGCGGUGGUCGUUCCAGCACUCGCGCCCGCCAUCGGCGUCGGAGCCGUCGCCGGGCGCGGUGUCAUUCCACACCCCGAGCACGCCGAGCACGCCCGCGUCGUCGCAUCCGCCGACGUCGCAGCGGCACAGCCGGCACCCGUCCGCGAGCGUGGCGACGCACUCGCCAAUACGGGAACGCUACUCCGACGAGCGGGAAGCGCACGCAUUCUGAGCUCCCGUCCGCCCUGCAGGCUUGACGCCGCGGGGCGAUAGAAUGGAUGAAAGAUUCUUAGAACCCGCCGCACGGUCGCCGCAUGCCGUGGACGCUCUGUACACACCGCACACAUAUGUACUCCCGACACCUGCAUUUGGGCCGUUGUAUAUCCCCUUAGUUGCAUUUCUUCGCUGUGCCAUGUUGAUCCACACUGCAUACUCACAUUCUCCACCCUCUGCUUCCAGUACGCUUCGCACGCACUGCACUACACAGUCUCCUGGUCUAGCAAUGCACACCACUACCCGCAUUUUACUACCUUACCCACGGUACCCACACGCUCGUUGGAUGCAUAGACUACCUUAGCUGCAGAUCCGUUGUAAUGAAAUCGAUUGCUUCACGAUAUGUAACGACUACUUAUGUAGCGUAUGUAGCCCGCUGUAAUAUUAGCAUCUAGUAUAUAACAGACUGUAACAACGAU